Messenger RNA from Leishmania mexicana MHOM/GT/2001/U1103, 7704 nucleotides. RefSeq lists its product as hypothetical. The record is from RefSeq and is a predicted model, not a curated record. NCBI's taxonomy places the organism in Eukaryota, Euglenozoa, Kinetoplastea, Trypanosomatida, Trypanosomatidae. Bases 1 to 7704 code for a protein of 2567 amino acids. The transcript has a single exon.
AUGGCCACGGCCACCGCUGCUGUAGCCGCUGCAUACUCGGGACGCUGCGCCAGCGCGUGUGCAGCGCCGUCGCGAGCCCAGAUAUCGUCCUCCUCUCUGCGGACGGCUCCAGUAGCCUCAAACGGGACGCCGCUGCCGUGCGGUGACAGUGGAGGCAACGCUGUCCGUGCACCCUUGGCGCGUGCCGCGGCCACGAUGACGGCGGCGGUUUUUCUGCCGGGCAUCACCCCGCUAGAUGGCGUUCUGCUCCACCGCGAUGACGGCAGCCACUGGCGCAUGAGCGCUUGUCGGGGCGUGGCAGGGCUGGGAGCGCUCGCCAUGGCGUCGGCGAUACGUGGAGCGUCCGCUGGCCGUCCCGCGGCGUUGCCGCUCGGGCACGCCGCGCGAUAUGCAAGCACCUACAAGGGACGUAGCGGCACCGGCGCAGAGACGUCCUCUCACGAGUCUUCAACGGAGUCGUAUGCAGCGGCCGCCACGCACAGCCGCAGGCAUGUCGCGGAGGAAAGUGGCGGCGGUGAGGCCGUGCAGACCACCUUCGGGUCGGCGCAUCACCGAGGCCGCUCAGCGUCGCCCGCCACAUCUUCUCGUCCUCCGUCCACGAUGUCCCGCCACGCGUCUGCUAAAGCCGCUGUGACGCGUGGCGGGGGCGGUGACAGGGUCUCUGGUGCGGCGCUCGCGGCAGCCAUCAUGCGACAUCACCGCCUUCACACAUCCCUCCACUACCUCGCCAUCUCCUCUGGCGUUGAGGUACCGGAGUGCGCCGGCGGUGCCUACCACCUCCAAGAACGGCCACCACCGCGCCACAGCGCCUUUGACACCUCUGCGGCUGCUGGCAGCGGUGACCAUGGCGGCUAUCUCACCCGCUCCCGCACCUGUGCUAACAAUGUGCGUAUCUCUGUAUUCCCCGCGGCAUCGUUGCGGCUUGCACCCGGCACCGGCGGCGCUUCGUCCUCUUCUGCUCUCUCACCCGAUGACUGGUCUUCAUCCCCGUCGACGUCGUCGGCCACUGCUGCCUGCGCGUCGCCGACGGUGCUGCAUCGCGAUGCGGCGCACCUGCGCGCACAGCAGUACGAGCCCUUUGACCGCCUCCUGCAUCGCUACCUCGAGCGUGGCCACGUGGCGUACAUCACGCAGCGACUCCUUCACCACCCUGAUGCCCCCGCGCCGGCCAUACUCCUCGACACGAUCCUGCGGCAUCGGCUUCCCGCGCCGUCGUUUGUAUGCCAGGCGUUACUCGCCACGAUACACACGGCUCGCCGAGAUCGCAGCACAGCCGCCGCUGCGGGCUUAGCGCUGGACCGCGUUGCGGUGCGCCUGCGCACCGAUGUGAAGGCCCGCCUGCUCUACCAGACUCCCCAGGUGCGGGCGCUGUUGCUGGAGGCAACACUGCAGGAGUCACUCUUCGACACCGCUGUCGAUGUCGUGGCAGACAUGCCGGCUGAGUGGAUCACGCCGCAUGCGUGGUCGCAGCUGGUGGUGAUGGCCGGGAAGUCGAAGCUGCCGCACUCGCAGCUGCUGUGGCGACUCUUGAGCUUGCGCGAAGGGGCUUCGUCGACUUCGCGGAGCUCGUCAUGUGAAACGCCGACGUCUGCGCAUCCCGUUUUGACGCGUGCCGGUGAGAGCGCGCUCCUCGGCGCACUGCGCCAGCGUCCACUGAGCGCUUCUCCGAGUGCUGUGCACCUCUGCGACGUGGCGGCGACGGUGGCCACCACCGCAGUGCCCGAUGGGGCGCUCGACGCCCGCGCGUGCGCCACAGUCCUCGCACCUUCGAACGGUGAGCUCGGAAGUGCCGUCUUCGCCGACGCGACUGUCGCCGACGAAGAGCUGCCCAUCGACGAGGGGAGUGAGGAGAAUGCGCAGCUAGCAUCGGUGGGCAGCGAGGACCAUCCGUCAGCUACACCGGUGACGGCGGUGGUGCCUGCAGGCAGCGCUGCAGGCGGUAACAACAGCGUUUACUGGUGCGCGGUAGGAGCGGUGGAGCUUGGCUAUGCAGUGGAGCACCACAACGGCGACGCCACGCCUGCGGCGGGCGACUUCCGGGCCUCCGGUGCAGCCGGCGCGCUCUGCAGUCACUCGUCUUUCCAAGCAUUGCUGGCGGAUGUGGAGCGGGAGGGAGUGCAGGAGGGCGGCACUGUCGCAACGUCGCCGGCGACUCGGACGCGUGUACUGUGGGAGACGACAGCGCUGCGCAUGAUCAACUCGCGCCAUGGCAUCGUCUACGGCCUCAACGCUACGAUGGCGGCCCAAGUGAUGCUGCGCUGCGGUGUUUCCUUCGCGGCGCAGGCCUCGCCGCUGCUGGCGUUGCACGUGCUGCGCCGUUACCUGCGUAGUUGCCAUCUCCUGCGCGAUCAGGUGGUGACGGCACAACGCCUGGUGGAGGCCCAGCUCGAGGCGGCAGCGGAGGACUCUAAUGACAGGACCUCAAGAGCUGUCACCACCACCACCACCACGGCCUCGACGGAAAACCGGGUAAGAUCACGUCACCACGGCGAGAAGGCGGCGGCCGCUGACCCCUACCCGCGCCUCUCGCGCGCUGUCAUGCCACACCCCGCCCCUUUCCUGGUCUUCUUCAAGGUGAUGCGUGAUGCGCGCGACGUGCUGGCGCACGCCGUCUACGGUGACGAGGAAGAGGACGACGCGGUGGCUGCGCUGUCCGCGGCGCGACGGUAUCGUGGCACGGCCGCCGCUGCCGCCGGCCGGGCGCACGCGUCUCUACCGAUGAUGCACUGGGAGCUCGUCUGGCACGUGUUCCAGCAGCUAAAUCGUGAGAAUCCGCGCUGGUACACGCAGCUGGAUGUGCCGGAGGCGGGCGACCUGUGUCUCGACGCGAUGGAGGUGCUCUGUCACGGCGCGGAUCCGUGGCUGACGCUGAACGUUGCACGUCGUGUGUCGGCCCGGCAUAUUAUCGAUGGCGUGGACAUGUCGCUGUGGUUGCUAAAUCGCUUGGACCCGUCGCACCACACUGAUGAGGCCCGCGAAGUCGCGCGCAAGCUGUUCCGCUGGCUGCUCGUUGACGUUGGCGUGCACGUGCAGCCGCCGCUGCAUCGCCACCUCGUCCCCGCCGCGCGAGCGCUGAUCCGGCUCGGAUUGCAGGAGGAGCUGAGCACCCUGUACAACGCCGUGCUCGACAAUGUCUUUCUGUUGACCUCAGAGCACCGCGACGCCUUCAUUCACGUCUUGCGCGACCUCAUCUGCCCCGCCUGCGCCAGCGUACUGCCGGAGGCCGACGUGUACGUCGACCGUGCGUGUCCGAACUGCAUGGCGGUCGUACCAGCGAAGGACGCCGACACCAUCCCGAGUUUUCGACUCUCGGCAGAGCAUGUGGAGCGACGACGCGCACAACGCAAGCAGCGGCGACAGCGGACUCGCCAGCGGCUCUCGGCCAGUGUGCGUCGUCUGCAGCAGGGCGGCGAGGGAUGGACGAGCCGCGACGUCGCACUGUACCAUCCGCCACGCGACGCGGCUGAUAUUCUCCGGUGGCACCUCAAGAAGCGCGACGGCACCGAGCAAGGAGGAGAGAACGGAGGGCUUGACGUGCCGCUGUCGUCGUCGCUGCUGAUGGCCACCGGUGCCGCCGCAGAGGCACCUUUAGUCCCUGGUGUCUCCGUGUCGGCCGAGUUGGCGCUGUUCCCCGUUGCAGGUGGGGCGGCGAGCGGUGUGGAGGUACUGGGUGUCCGGGCCGCCAUGGAGGAGUCUUCGCGCCGGCUUGAGCUGCAGCGCGCCGUACGGCGGUACGUGCUGGCGCAGCGCGGGGUGCGCGACGUCGCAGACGACGGCGCCGCAUCGCGGGUUGUCUUCGCGACACACCCAACAACUCUGCCCGUCUCUGCACAGGCGCUGGAUGCGUCGGCACACAAGUACUUAUCCACGGCGGCGAACGCCGUCGCGGCAGCGGGGCCGGCAUCGAUGUCUGCGCAGGCUGUUGACGGCGCCUGGGUGUGCGUGUGGUGCCAUGAGAACAACACCGAGUGGAGCAGUCGAGUCCAAUGCAGCGCGUGCGGGGCUGAGACCGGGCCGGCAGCGCCUUGGCGGAGGUUUGCGUACGCGGCAGCGAGCGGCGAUGUCAUGGAAGAGCUUCGCGGACGCAUGUCAAACUGCGAGGCGCGUCCAGUUGACGCGAUUGUGGCCGGCUACUUGUUGAUGCUGUACCGGCGCACCUUUCAGUUGCGCGCGACGCCGGCGGAUCAGGACCGUCUGCUGCGGCUGGUGGAGGUACUCUGUCGACUGCAGGAGCGCGUGCUGGCCGGCUACGUGUACACGAGGCUCAUCCCUGUUUCUCAGCGGCGCCUCGGCAUCCCGCUGUCCUCACUGGCUCAGGUAUGUGGCCAGGAUAUGUCGCCUGCUUACCAGGCGCUGACGCAGGCAGCCCUGACCGGGCCAGACGCGGACGACAUCUUCUUCAACGCCGUCCUCGGCGCGCAGACGUGCCGUGCCUGCUUUGGCCAGCACGACUGGCGCCUUUGCCCGAUUUUUACCCGAAACUUUGCCACGUCGGAGUCGGCGGCCGGGGAGGGCAGUCGGCGCACCACCAUCAGCCUCAGCCCGGAGGAGAAGCAGCGCGCUGUGCUGGAGCGACUGUCGCAGCGCAUCCAGCAAGCGGUCGCGUCACUGUCGCCGUCCGUCGCGGAGCCCCAACCCGAGCCAGAGCCCGCGUCGUCGUCAUCUUCCCCGCCGGUGCUGCUGCCGCCGGGAAAGCCGAGUGCGCAGCUUGUCGUGGACGCCUACACGGCCUUCGUAUCCUCGCCUUUCCGCGAAAUCUUCGCUGAGCUGCACGCAUCCGACGCGAACCGUCUGUCGCUGCUUCUGAGCCGGGUGCAGCAGUACCGCCGCGCCGCGUUCGUCCUCUGCCACGUGCCACCGCCGCAGCGCGCGACGGAGGCCUACCUGCGCAUGGUGCACUACUUCAACGUCACGGAGGCGGAGGCGCUAGCGCUGCUGGAGCGGCCACCGACACCGACGGCGCCGUCCAAGGGAGCCACCACCAGCGGCAGCCGUGGCACCGCUCCCCCCACCUCGGCAGCGAGGCAUGUUAACUUUGUGCAGGUGACGCAGACGUGCUGCAUGUGCCUUGACGCACGCCAUGCAUCACACGCGUGCCCGCGCCUGGACGAGUGGCUGAAGGGGGUACAGCGUCUGGCCCGGUCUGGCAGCGGCAGCACCAGCAGCGGUGCCGCUGGGGACUCUUCGUUGUCACCCGCUGCCGCAGCUUUACUCGACAUCGAGGGCGACGCGCGCCUGCGGCGGCGACUGAAGGCGCAGGUGGACGGCUGGACCACGGCGGGACCGGAGCGGCUGCAUGCCUUUUACCGGUACUUGAUUGCUCACGUUGACCUUCUCCGGCCCGCGGCGUUCGUGUCUACCGGCGCUGGGCAGCAGCCCGCUCGCCGACGUGCCGACUUGGACGACCCGCUCGUGUACGCCGUGAACAAGUCGAUAGCGAAGCUGUCCGCGGUGGGACAACGUAGUGGGACGUACCGCCUCUACGCACACGCGCCGGUAGAGUGCGUGUCUGCUGCGACGACGGCGGCGGUGUUGCGCAUGAACGGCUUCUCGGACGAGAGUGUGCGGGUGCUGCUGACACGCGCGUCUGCUUCCUCCACCGACGGCACCACGAUCGAAAGCGACAGCGACAGCUUUGCCAGCUCUCGUUGCACUUCUCUGAUGCAGCACGCCCCGCUUGCGGCUCGCACGGCAGCUGUACCGGUGCGGCAGUGCUGCCUUCUCUGCUUCUCGCCCGAUCACGCCUUCGUGGAGUGUCCAGAGCUGGCAGCGGCGUCGACAGAGGUGGAGCGGCUGCUGCUCGUGCUGCGCAACGUCGCCGGGAUCGCCUGCGUGCACGACGGCAUUGGUGCGGCGGCGGCGUACGUCUACAGCGAGUACAACCGCGGGCGGCUCUCGGCGGACAUGAUGCGCUCGCACCCGGAGCUUGUGACGGAGCUGUUGACGUUGACGCGCCGCUGCUUCGCCACGCGCCAGCUGCACCACGGCGUGCGAGUGCUGCGGCGUAUUCCAGUAGAAAUGGUGCCGCCCGACGCCGCCUACGUCGAUCUCUGGCGCGCGGCUGGCCUGCCGGAGGCUGAGGUGGAGCAGAAACACGCGCAGCUGCUGGCCCUCUUGGACGCGGAGGCGGUGCGGCCGUCCAUCGACCCGCUGCCACCGCGGCCGACCUACACGAACGCUUUUUUGUCGAAGCUGAGCCGCACCCUGCACGACGACUUGUGCCGGCACUGCUACGAGCACGGCCACACCAUCGCCACCUGCCCGCUCUUCCAUGCGGAAGUUGGUUUCGGCCGCGACUACGUGGCCGCGUACCGCAUGAGCAUGAUGUCGGAGCAGCUGGAUCGUGCCUGGCAAGAGGCGUAUUUGCUGAAGCUCGUCGACUUCUUCGCCGCGCACUACCUCUUCAUGCCGUACCACAUCGCAGGCGUGGCGAACGCCCUGAACGCGAUUGCCUCCAUGUGGAGCUUCCGCGGCGAACCGGGCAUUGCGGUGCGCCAUCUGCUGCGCAUCCCGCCGGCCUACCGUCGCCGGCAAGCCUUCAAGCACAUCCUGCACUGUCUGCGCGUGCCGACGGCGGAGAUUACGAAGCGGCUGGGCGACUUCUACUUUGCCCCCGAUGGCAACGCCGCGGCGGUGGAGCAGCAGCAGAAAGGUAGCGGCUCACCCAGCAUAAGUAGGUACCACGCACAGCAGCAGCAGGAGGUGGUGAUGGCACAGCAUCUACUGUUGCCAAAGCCCGCCAUUCGCGAUGUGGCGCGCAGGCAGGUCUUCGAUCAAAUCCCGGCGGCGGUCGCGGCGCUGGAGGAGAGCGAGGAGCGCAUGGCGGAGAUCCGUGCCCGUCACGAGCGGCGUGGCAGUGGCGGUGGCGGUGGCGGCAUCACCGCGGAGGUGCGAGAGCAUCUUCUUCGCCAGCAGAAAAGCGAACAGCCGGGCCGGCGUCCUGCAGAAAUCGGCGACGCCGGCUUGCCGCACGCCGCGGCAUCUUUUCACGCCCCCGCGCUGCGGAACGUCAUGCAGAGCGGCGACAUUGCGCAACUGCGUGAAGACUUCGACCCGAUUCUGUCCGAGCUGGAGGACGCCGUUGGCAUGAAGCUCGGCAGCCGCCACACGCUCUUCACAAGCACCAUCGACAUAUUGUCCGCUGCUGCUGCGGCGACUGCCGCCUCGAGCCCAGCGCCGGCACCGCCCUCGCCAUCAGCGCUCUCAAGCUCGGCUUCGCCCAGUGCCAGCACCGGCAAGAGGAGUGGCAUAAACGCGGCAGCGCCGUCAUCACCAACCUUCUCGCAGGCGCUGGAGGCGGAGGUGGUGACGGAGGUGCAGACGCGCCACGCUCCACCGCGUCGCCCCGGCGCCACAGGAGACCGGUCGCACAGCUUCCGUCAGCCAAGCGCCACCAAGGCGCCCACGACUUCGUCCGCUGCCGCUGCUGCUGGUGCGGCACCGUUCUCAGAGAGGUGCCAACCUCAGGCGGGAGAGGGUGAUGCUUCCAAACCCGCGGGUGCGUCUCGAGGGCGCAGCAGCGGCACCGAGGACAACGACCGUGGCCGUGCCAACAUGAGCGGCAACGGCAGCCGCGCUGGUGAUGGCAGGAAUGAGCGCCGCGACGCUCGCGGCUGGCACGGCAAUCACGGGCGAAGCCCUCGCCAUCACGGCGACCGCUCCCGCCAUCACGGCAACCACCGCAAUCGGAGCAGCGCUUCGUAG